This is a messenger RNA of Aspergillus ochraceoroseus IBT 24754, 3651 nucleotides long. RefSeq names its product chitin synthase CHS3 (gene chsF). The transcript has 2 exons. Gene Ontology annotation, cellular component: cell septum; cell periphery. Lineage: Eukaryota; Fungi; Ascomycota; Eurotiomycetes; Eurotiales; Aspergillaceae. Gene Ontology annotation, molecular function: chitin synthase activity. The record is from RefSeq and is a predicted model, not a curated record. The coding region runs from base 1 to 3651 and encodes 1216 amino acids.
AUGUCUUUGCCUCAGCGGCCGGGGAAGAAUUCCCCACAGAGGGAUGAAACACGCUCUGCAUUCCGAGAACCUUCACGGAGGCGGCGACGGGAAUCGGGAUCGGGAAAGACGGAUCCUACGAGCCCAACUUCGACACAUCGACAUCACCGACACCACCGAAGACACAGUUCCCGAACCCGGGGCGAUGUCGACGAGGAAAGGGGCGAGACAGGCGAGGCGGUUACUCGGAAAAAGAGUAUGGUGAAGCCGGAACGCAAUCGGGUCGAUUCCAAUCCCGCCAACUACCACUACCCCCAACGAACCCCGAACAUGCCCCCUUAUAAUUCGACGACGGGGGCGGAGCCGCUGAUCGAAGGAGAUGGGGAGACAAAUAGCUCCCAGAGUAUGGAGUCGAAGCAGCGCAAAGACGCCCUGUACGGUGCGCAUGGCAAUGUGAACAAGCCGAUGGAGCGGGUCCCAAGUCGACGUCGGUCCAAGAAACGGAAAGGUUCGCGAAAGAUCUCCAAGAAGGAGGCCGCCGCCGAAAGACGGAGGCAGGAGGCCUUGGAACAAGUGCGACCACCUAGCCCGUGGACGACUUACUGCGCAGUCAUUACCUUCUGGGCGCCGGACUUCCUCCUCAAAUGCUUUGGGAUGCCACAAAAGGCCCAGCGAAGUGCAUGGCGUGAGAAGAUUGGUCUCAUCAGUAUCAUUCUAAUGAUAGCCGCGUUUGUUGGUUUCCUCACCUUCGGUUUCACCGCGACGGUGUGUGGAAGCCCGCCAACGCGCUUGAAGGUCAAUGAAAUUGGCAGUGGUUACAUGAUCUUCCACGGAGAGGCUUACGACUUGUCCGGCUCAAAGCAUCCGGCCGCGGCUGGGAUUCCCGCCAACUCCAACGUGCUUUAUGAUCUCCCACACAAGUAUGGGGGCCAAGACGGAAGCUUCUUCUUCCAAGAGGUCAAUGGAGCGUGCAAAGGGUUAAUUACACUAGCGGAUGGGUCGGAUGUGCCAACUAAUUCCAAGGGGGAUCUGGCGUGGUACUUUCCAUGCAGCGCCUUCAAUCAGGAUGGCUCCUCGGACCCGAACCUGACAACAUCGUAUUAUCCUGGCUGGGCAUGCCACACUUCUCGAUCAGCGCGGCAGUCGUUCUACUCUCUAGACAGCUCGGGUGAUGUCUACUACACCUGGGAGGACACGAAGAACAAGAGCAGAAAUCUCGCAGUAUACUCCGGGAAUGUUCUGGAUUUGGACCUUCUCCGUUGGUUCAACACCUCUCAGGUUUCCUACCCGUCCAAGUUCGAUGAGCUGCGUGAAAAUCCCGACAUUCGGGGUGUCGAUAUUACCUAUUACUUCCAGACCGGCGAGGACAAGCAAAUCGGCCGGUGUUUAUCUCAAAUUAUCAAGGUCGGCAGUAUCGAUACGGACACGGUUGGGUGUAUUGCGUCUAAGGUCGUUCUUUACUUGGCCUUGAUCUUCAUCCUGUCCAUCGUUGUCCUCAAGUUUGCGUUCGCGUUACUAUUCCAGUGGUUUAUAUCCCCUCGACUGGCGGCCCAGAGAACGAGCAUGGGGUCUGAUUCGAAAACCCGGCAGCAGGAAAUUGAGGAUUGGUCCAAUGAUAUCUAUCGACCCGGUCCCCGUCUGGCGGACAGUAAUCUAGCUCCCAGCAAGCGGGCUAGUUUCUUGCCGACCACUUCCCGUUUCUCCACGCCUUACACGGUGAGCAACGGUGGCAAACAAAAGCCUCAGUAUGUCACGAUGGCGAGCCAGAAUUCCACCACUCGCCUCGUCCCUAGUGGUACCUCUCACUCUCUCUAUAGGCAAAGUCAUAAUAAUGGCAGCAACAACACCCUGAAUAUCGACGGGGCUCGCCUCAAUCCCUCUGCUAGCAGGACCAGCCUGGUUCAGGACUCGCGCUAUUCAACGGGUGGCCUGGAGACCGAGGGCCUUGGAUCAGCCGGAUAUAUUCAUGAACUGGUGGUUCCCCAACCGCCCCCGGAUUGGCAGCCCUAUGGGUUCCCGUUGGCUCACACGCUUUGCUUGGUUACUUGUUACUCUGAAGGUGAAGACGGUAUUCGCACGACUCUGGAUUCCAUCGCCAUGACCGACUAUCCCAACAGCCACAAGACCAUUAUCGUGAUUUGCGAUGGUAUGAUCAAGGGGAAGGGAGAGCAGUUCUCUACGCCGGAAAUCGUCCUUCGCAUGAUGCGGGAUCCUAUCAUCCCCGUCGACGAGGUCGAAGCCUUCUCUUACGUUGCCGUUGCCACGGGCUCCAAGCGUCAUAACAUGGCCAAGGUCUAUGCUGGAUUCUACGAUUAUGGUCAGGAUUCCGUCUUCCCCCCAGAGAAACAGCAGCGCGUCCCGAUGAUGAUUAUUGUCAAGAGCGGAACCCCCGCCGAAGCCACCCAAUCCAAGCCGGGCAACCGAGGCAAGCGUGAUAGCCAAAUCAUUUUGAUGUCUUUCUUGCAGAAGGUCAUGUUUGACGAGAGAAUGACUGAGCUUGAGUUUGAAAUAUUCAACGGGCUUUGGCAUGUAACCGGAAUACCGCCGGACUUUUACGAGGUCGUGCUUAUGGUCGAUGCGGAUACCAAGGUUUUCCCUGACAGCCUGACCCAUAUGAUUUCCGCCAUGGUGAAGGACCCCGACGUGAUGGGUCUGUGUGGUGAGACGAAGAUUGCCAACAAAACGGACAGCUGGGUGACUAUGAUUCAAGUGUUCGAGUAUUUUGUUUCUCACCAUCAGUCCAAAGCCUUUGAAUCCAUUUUCGGUGGUGUUACGUGUCUUCCUGGAUGUUUCUCGAUGUAUCGUAUCAAAUCGCCUAAAGGAGGUCAAAACUACUGGGUUCCAAUUCUUGCCAACCCCGAUAUAGUUGAACAUUACUCGGAAAAUGUUGUGGAGACCCUCCACACGAAGAAUUUGCUACUCCUAGGCGAGGAUCGAUAUCUCACUACGCUCAUGCUCCGCACUUUCCCCAAGCGCAAGCAGAUUUUCGUGCCCCAGGCGGUUUGCAAGACAAUUGUCCCGGACAAAUUCAUGGUUCUGUUGUCCCAGCGACGCCGUUGGAUCAACAGCACCGUGCACAACCUCAUGGAACUGGUCUUGGUCCGUGAUCUGUGCGGAACGUUCUGCUUUAGUAUGCAGUUUGUUAUUUUCAUCGAACUGAUCGGAACGCUUGUCCUUCCUGCUGCCAUCUCAUUUACUAUCUACGUUAUUGUGUCGUCUAUUGUUCGGAGGCCCGUUCAGAUCAUUCCUCUGGUCUUGCUUGGGCUGAUCCUCGGUCUGCCGGGAGUGCUUAUUGUCGUGACAGCUCACCGCCCAGUUUACCUGCUGUGGAUGUUCAUUUAUCUCCUGUCGCUCCCGGUCUGGAAUUUCAUCCUCCCCACAUAUGCGUACUGGAAAUUUGACGACUUCAGCUGGGGUGAGACGCGAAAAACAGAUGGCGAGAAGGAUAAGGGCCAUGAAGACGGCGAGGGUGAGUUUGACAGCAGCAAGAUUACUAUGAAGAGAUGGCGCGAUUUCGAAAAAGGUACCCCUCUUUCCCCGCCUCUCGAGGAGAAUAAGACGAAGGCGAAUUUGCUAACUGGAAUAGAUCGUCGAAUGAGGAUGCAGGCGGGAUAUGGACAGCCCGGGAUGGGAGGGCAUGCGAUGCCUUAUGAACCAUAUCCGGAGUACUAG